Molecule: messenger RNA, 1305 nt
Organism: Aspergillus steynii IBT 23096
Lineage: Eukaryota; Fungi; Ascomycota; Eurotiomycetes; Eurotiales; Aspergillaceae
Exons: 1
Source: RefSeq, a predicted model, not a curated record
GUAUCUCUUUUACUUGAAAAGCGAGGAGAUACGAUCACGAUCACUGAAGAUCUUAUGAAGUCGAUCCUGGAAAACUGGAAGUACAGUCCACAAUUUCUAUCAUUUCUACUUGAGAAGCAAGGUCAAUUGGUUCCAGCCACAACCAAUGUCUUAAUGGCCGCUGCUAGGAAUAGUAAUGGCAGAAAAGGAGAACAGCUUUUCACUUUCUUUUUUGACAAGCGAGCAAAUACGAUAACGAUCAGUGAGCAAGUUGGGAUGACUGCUGCUGAAAAUAUAUGGGAUGGAGUCCAGCUUUGGAGUCUCUUUUUUGAGAAGCAAGGUGAUACAAUUCUGAUUACUGAAGGGAUUGUGAAAGCUGCUGUUCAAAAUGUGAUGAAAGGGGAUAAGCUUCUAAAUCUCUUUCUUGAGAAGCGAGGAGAUACGAUCCCGAUCACUGAAGAGAUUGUGAAGGCUGCUGCUCAAAAUACAGGGAGGGGAUAUCAGCUUCUAUCUCUCUUGCUUGAGAAGCGAGGAGAAACUAUCCUGAUCACUGAAGGAGUUGUGAAAGCUGCUGCUCAAAACACAGGGAAGGGAGAUCAGCUUCUAUCUCUCCUGCUUGAGAAGCGAGGAGAUAUGAUCCUAAUCACUGAAGGAGUUGUGAAAGCUGCUGCUCAAAACACAGGGAAGGGAGAUCAGCUUCUAUCUCUCCUGCUUGAGAAGCGAGGAGAUACAAUCCUGAUUACUGAAGAAGUUGUGAAAGCCGCAAUCCAGAAUGAUCUCAAAUCAGAAGUGCUUCUAUCACUUUUACUUGAAAAGCGAGGAGAUACAAUCCCAAUCACUGAAGAAGUUGUGAAAGCUGCGAUCCAGAAUGAUUUCAAAUCAGAAGUGCUUCUAUCUCUUUUACUUGAAAAGCGAGGGGAUACAGUUCCGAUCACUGAAGAGGUUGUGAAGGCUGCUGCUCAAAACACAGGAAAUGGAGAUCAGCUUCUAUCUCUCUUGCUUGAGAAGACAGAAGAUCCGAUUCCGAUUACUGAAGAUAUCAUCAAAUUGAUCCUGGAAAACAGGAACUAUAGUCCACAGCUUCUAUCAUUUCUACUUCACAAACAAGGUCAAUUGAUUCCAGCCACAAAUGAAGUCUUAGUGGCCGCUGCUAGCAAUGGCGAAAAAGGAGAACAGCUUUUAACCUUCUUUCUUGACAAGGGAGGAGAUCCGAUUCCAAUCACUGAAGAGAUCGUGAAGGCUGCUGCUCAGAAUAUAGAGAGUGGAUAUCGGCUUGUAUCUCUCUUGCUUGAGAAGCGAGGAGAUACGAUCCCGAUCACUGAAGAU